Myxocyprinus asiaticus (Chinese sucker) is the source of this 5695-nucleotide messenger RNA. RefSeq names its product homeobox protein aristaless-like 4. The coding region runs from base 952 to 2040 and encodes 362 amino acids. The record is from RefSeq and is a predicted model, not a curated record. Gene Ontology annotation, biological process: regulation of transcription by RNA polymerase II. Lineage: Eukaryota; Metazoa; Chordata; Actinopteri; Cypriniformes; Catostomidae. The transcript is spliced from 4 exons. Gene Ontology annotation, molecular function: DNA-binding transcription activator activity, RNA polymerase II-specific; RNA polymerase II transcription regulatory region sequence-specific DNA binding.
UUAUAGAAUACUUGAGAUGUUAUGAAAUGCCAAAUGUGACUGAAAUGAACAGAACAUUUCUAAAGUGGUUAUUUUGAGUAAUUUGCCACUUUUUUAUUAUUAAUUUUAAUAAAAACAACCUUAUGUUAUUAUUUAUUUUCACACAAAUGAUGUUGCUGCAUCAAUAUUCAAUAAAAAUAAAAAUAAAAAGCACAUUUUCCUUAAGGUGUGCCUUUUGCCUAGCUGUACCCUAUACUAAGUGUUACAUGCUAAAUACUAAAUUACUCUUUUAGUAGAACUAUUAAUGGGCUUUACUAAAUAAGUUAUUAGGUGUACAUACAGUAGUUGAUUAUGGAGCCUUGUGUAAUUUCACAGUAACAUGAAGAUGAACUUAUGUUUUCAUUUCACUUACAUGUAGCCAUACAUUUCAAAAAUGAUGUUGAACAGAAAUAGAUAUAGAAAAGAAAAUAAUAGAAAUAAAAUAGAAUGAAUGGUUAGCUUGAACCAUUAAAUUAAAGUAUGUCGAAAAUAUAUCCUUAUGCAUAGCAUAAAACUGUAUGGCUCCAUUUGACCCCAUGUUCAGUGAGUAGUGUUUCCCUAAUUGCAUUAAUGUCAUGAGUUGUGCAUCCCACGUGUUAGUUUCUCGUCUUAUCCCCUUAUCACGACGGGACCACCAACACAGGGCAACAUCCUCCAUCCAGGCACUUCUCUCUGCCUCUAAACCUUAAAAAGGCUUUUUAGCAUUUGCUUUGCCUAGUCUCUGGAAAACAUCUGAAUCAUUUUAACUAACUCCAGCUGUCGCCCUGUUGUGGGUGUGUUAGAAAGUGAGUGCAUGGCCGUAUCUGAAUGAGAGGAGACUCGCGCGAGGGUGACGUUUAGAUAACAAAAAAAAAAAAAAAAAAAAAAAAAAAAAAAAAAAAAGAAAGAAAGAAAGAAAAAGUUUGGAUAUAUUUGCGUCUGUUUUUUCUCGGUAUGAACGCAGAUACGUGCGUCUCAUACUGCGAUAUGACAUCCAUGGAUUCAUAUUAUUCGCCACCAUCGGGGCAAGGAAGAAUCCAGCAGGCCAAUCCUUACAGGACAUUCCAGCAGAGUGACUUGAAAUAUAGUCCCACUUUUCUGCCAGGCAAAGGUCAAGUUUACGGGGACAAGCCGAGGAGCCCUUUCCAGCAGGAGUGCCAGUCACUGGAUGAUGGCACACAAGAGAGUGCUUAUAAGUACCAUCUAUUCAUGCAAAGACCCACAUCCAAAACUCCCCCCGAAGACAGCAAACUCCACCAGGUCGGCGCACUUAUCUCCUGCUAUGGUAAAGACGGCACUGGACUGACAGACACAGAGUUGCCUCAAUCUGCCGAUCCCACAGGUAUGGAUAAUAGUUACAUCGAUGUGAAAGACUCUGGAGUCAAAGGCCCUUCAGAGCAUCCUGUCUCUGAGCUUGGCAGUCCUCUGAACAAAAGUGAACCUGAGAGCAACAAAGGCAAGAAGAGAAGAAAUCGUACCACUUUCACCAGUUACCAACUGGAGGAGCUGGAGAAGGUUUUCCAGAAGACACACUACCCAGAUGUCUAUGCCCGGGAGCAGCUGGCUCUCAGAACGGAUCUCACAGAAGCAAGAGUGCAGGUGUGGUUUCAGAAUCGUCGUGCUAAAUGGAGAAAAAGAGAACGCUUUGGUCAGAUGCAGCAAGUUCGGACACACUUCUCAACAGCCUAUGAGCUGCCUCUUACAAGACCAGAAAAUUAUGCACAGAUUCAAAAUCCAUCAUGGCUAAGUGGCAGCAGUACAGCCUCACCAGUGUCUGGCUGUGUUGUACCCUGUGACACAGUAGCAUCCUGCAUGACCCCUCACCCUCACUCUGCUAGUGGCUUGUCUGAUUUUCUGGGUAUGCCCAGCCCUGGUGGGAACAUGGGACAAACGCACAUGGGCAGCCUUUUUAGCAAUCCGGGAGUGGGUGGAACCAUGAAUAGCUUUGAACUCAACGCUGAACCAGAUCGCAAAUCCUCCAGCAUCGCCAGCCUGCGCAUGAAGGCAAAGGAACACAGUGCAGCAAUCUCAUGGGCCACAUGAUGCUCUCAUCUGGGACACAGAGGACCAGAUGACCUCAGCCCUGAGCUGUCAGCACAAAAGAGGUGAAAGUUUAUGCCAUCUGGAGCCAAUAUGGACAAGAGAAAUGGAUACAAGCAGACUUACAAUACUCUGCUUGAAGAAACCUUAAUUUUUUUUUUUUUUUACAUUUUAGAGGAUGUGAAUGGUGCAGUGGGACAGGGUGUUUAAAUGUGAGGAAACUGAUGGGCCAGUUACAAAAUGAAGAUUGUUUUAUCAAGAAAAUGACUUCUGCUGGACCACCAUCAAAAAAAUAUAUCAGUAUCUGUAACCACACAUAAAGGGUAAAAGUUGACUUUACAAGGGGUUGUGUGUAAAUAAGUGGUGGAAUGUCAAAAGUGGCACAGUGUUCACUCACAUAAAUAAGUGGCAAUGUUCUAAACACUCCAAAGUCAAAGUCUGAGCUCAAUCAGACUGCUCCAUUUAGAAAAUGUAACUAAAUAAAACAUCUUAUUUGCACUUAGCUACAUGAAAACAUGCUUGACCAAAAUUUUCACAUUUCACAAUUUUAUCUGAUUUUUGAAUGAAAUACCUGCAGGACACACUGCUUUAUUGCUUGGUUUAAGUGAGGCUCAAGAAGGCGUCUCUGGCAUCAGUUCUUAUGCACUAGUCUUAAACAGCUCUGUUAGGAUAAAGCAGAAUAUGGAUGCUGUUGAAAAGACUAGUACUGCUGGUCUCCAGUAUAUUUUGUGCUUUGAAGAGCCUGAUCUCAUAAAAAAAACAAAAAAAAAACAUGACGGUGGCGUAAUUUUUGCAAAAUUAUAUAACGUGGCUCCUUACGCAACAUGAUCACAUGGGAAGUUGCCAUGUUGCUUGCAAAUGUUCCGGUACCCUGGCUGACAUCGGCCCAUAAUGCAGAGUCACUGACAAGCGCCAUCUCCCAUUCGACAUUUUUGCAUCAGUUCAAGUGUGCUUACUGUCUCCUGUGACACGACUGAAACUAGAAAGUAAUAGUGUUUUCAUAAUCAGUGACGAGUGUGAUUUGGAGGUUCUAUUUUCACACUAACCUUACAUAUUGACUCCAUUGACAGUUAGGUAUAGGUUUGGGGAUAAAGUUAAAAAAAUAUGUAAAAAUACGAAAAAAAUAUUUACAGCUGAAAACAACUUGCUUUACAACUCGCUUUUGGCGCCCCUCUGUGGGCAUUUCACUCAGAAAAUGGAGCUCACACGUGCUCUUACAUUAAAAAACGAAUUCCACCUCGGCCACUGGGGGCAGUGCUUCAAAUUUUGGUAAGCACAGACCGAGUUUAGAUCAAGAAAAGUUAACCUACUGUUUCCAAAUUCAAUGUACACGUAUCGCGGCAGUUUCAAGGUGAAAUGUCCGCUGAGUGGCACUAACAGUGAGUUAAAUUUUCUCCAGGAUGGAUGAGGUUUUAAAGGUUAAUGCUCUGUUGAGUUUUAAAUCAACAAAACCCAGCUCCCUACCCUAACCGAUAGUGCCAGAAAAUGCAAAAAAGAGAUGAAAAAUGCAAUUGCUGAAGCAACUACAUAAUUUAUGGUGUCAACUUUAGUGUCAACUUGCGUGCUCUUCAGGACUUGUACCAUAGUCCUUUCCAUCACAAUUUCAAUGCUCUUUCAGUUAUGUUGAAGUGUGUAAUUUCUGCGCAACUAGCGCCACCUAACGGAAUUGAAAAAUAAACAUUUGUUUUCAAACAAAAACUGAAUAUGCCCCCCCCCCCCAAAGAUAGUCCCGUUCCCAACUCACACCAUUGGUUGAGUCAGUGUUAUUAUGUCAGUAUGGAAGGGUUGCUCAAAACAAACAGAGAACUUUUUAUGGUGCCACAGAGACAGUGUUUACAGUUUUUGAUCAAUUAACCUACAAAUGGCUUACUUACAGUUGUCUCUGCAUAUUAAGCUGGGAUAAAAGAAAGUAUUUUAACAAAGAAAAAGUUAAAACUUCAGCUUUAAGCUACUGUGCAAUGUAACUACCCCUAAACAAGCAUGUAAAUGCAACUGGUUAUGUAAUGCAAAUGUCAAAAUGCCUUACAAGUCAUGCACUAUAGUAAAAGUGUUUUGAUGUCGUAAGAUAGCAUUGUGUGAGGAACAGGGCAAAACUGAUCAUCAGACCUUUUACUCGUUUUAUGUGAAAUGAAAAUAAAAGUGGUCAUUGUAGGAUUUCACCAGGAAACGGCCACGAAACGUACAACAAGCCACAUAAAAACAUUUAGCAAAAAUUUAGGUAUUAUAACAUAUUUCUUUAAGACCAGGAAGGUUUUGAAUGCUGGUUUUGGAGAGGCAUAACCCUGGCACAGAUUUAGUAAUAGCCAGUAACUUCCUUCAAAAUUCUGUCUCCAUACUUCACUUUCUGUGUGGGAAGUUUGCAUGGAGCAGCAUGGAACCAGCUAGGCCUAUCUCAAAAAGAGCACACUAAAUAGAAAGGACACUCAUCCAUUCUACAUUAGCCAAUCAAGCACUAGGAUUGCUCAGAAGAACAGACCUUUUUCAUGUGAUAUCUACUGUGACAGUUUUGGUCAUUUGGUCAACAGGCAGAUUAUGACCUCAAGUUCCAGAAAUACUCCCUUUAAUCAUAGCCACAUUCUCUAAACCAGAGGUAAUAGGACAUUGUUUCCAGAUAAAUGUUGGAAUACUGUGCUUGUUUUGUGUUAGCAGGACAAAGCUCUAUCACUUGAGCUGGAACAUAAGCCUAACUUCAUUAAUGUUUUGGCUCAAUCUAGCAUGUUUUGCACCAUAGGGCCUUUGCGCCAGCAACAGACCUUGUGUUUAGUAUCAGUCAUGGGCUGUGCAGAGUGGGUCAUCACCCACAGGCUCUGCUUCUGAAGAGUGGGAAGAGACUCUAGGCUUGGCUGCAUUAUGGUUCAUUAGCCAGUAAUGUGUGGCAAGAGGAAACUUGAUUAGAUUUAUUUUUCUUAUGCUUUUUAUCAGAUUAGAGAGAGGUACAUUCAAGUUGUUUUAAAUUUAGAACUAAAUUAAUCCUUCAGACCCAUUUUAUGAGACCAUUUAAACAUCUAACUGAAAACCAUGCGUGUAGUACAAGUCCUGUGGCUGAAUUAGUCAAAUAAUCUGUCAGUUAUUGUCUCUUAAAAAAUAUGAAUGGCUCCUCUUCCAUAAAUCGAUGAAAGCAAAAAGCACUUUAUAGAGCUUGUGAUUGAGAGGAGCUUUAAAAAGCUUAAUUUUACUUUAAAUUUUACAUUCAAAGGUCAACUAGUCUGUCCACUUCUUUCCACAUUAAAUGCUUAGAAUCACAAAGUGAGAGAGGUCUAGUCAGUGAUAUAAGUUUUAUUUUUCUACAGCAUGGCACCAUUGCUCCUCUAUCAUUUCCUCAGUGUAAAUACUACUGAGACUUGCAGUUAAGCUUUAUUUUAUCAUCAGUUCUUUGUGUUUGUACAGCAAGCACUUUUGAUAAUAUGGUGAUGUGCUUAUUAUGUGUGUUUUAAUGAAUGAAUUUAAUGAAUGAUAUAAUUUCCUGGUUUGGUCAUUAUUCUUGAUACAUAACAUAACUAAUUUUGUUUUGUAAAAUUAUGUCUACAUUUACCCUGAAAAUAUUAUAUGAGUUUGUAUUGUAUGUCUCUGAUGUAAUGCAGGCAUUAAAGACCAGAUGAUGUUUUGAAAUAAAUUAAAUUGAGAUGGAUAUGGAAACGCUUACAACUAAAUAAACACA